Messenger RNA from Bursaphelenchus okinawaensis, 1210 nucleotides. Lineage: Eukaryota; Metazoa; Nematoda; Chromadorea; Rhabditida; Aphelenchoididae. The record is from the annotation of a GenBank genome assembly.
AUGCUGAACAUCAAAGUUAUCCUAGUACUGUUGUGCCUUAUUGUGGCUACGGCUGCUCAAUGGGGCUACGGCCGCGGAGGUUAUGGUGGAUAUCGUGGUGGAUACGGCGGCUACCGCGGCGGUUAUGGCGGAUACCGUGGUGGAUACGGAGGAUACCGCGGUGGAUACGGUGGCUACAGAGGCGGCUACUGGGGAUAAGCUGGUGUGCCUGCCCAUGCUAUAGUCCUUGGUACCGUGGCCGUUUUACGCUUGGUAUCUUGCUUGUUAUAAGACACAUGUUAACUACUGUUGGCUAGAUUAGUGGAUUACAACAAACUUGUAUAUAUUAUCACUUAAACAACUCAAAAUCUUAAAAAUUACUGUUUGUGUCACAAAAGACGUCCAACUGUUAUCCUACUGUAACAUUCUUAAUAAUUUUUAUGCUUUUGUUUUCCCAAUAAUAAGUGUCAUGUAUCUAUGCCAAUGUGAUCAUUAGCAUGCAUUUUAAUAUUCUUUUGUGCAAUAAAAUUUUACGAGAAUUUAUGAAUAUCAAUCGACCAUUCCAACUGAUAAUACGAUGACAAAAAGUGAGUAUUCGAUCAUGGUUUUGUCACAAAGCAAAGCAUUCAGGAAGUGUUUGUGACAAAGCUCGGGAGAGAGGAGGAAGGGGAAGAAGGUUUUGCAGGUUUUCUUUAUUUUUGACAUAGCCCCAGCCCAGCUUAGCACUAGCCUCAAAGCCCUAGUCCCAAAGCCCUAGCUCCAGCCUCAGCCUCAGCUUCAGCCUCAGCCCCAGCCAGCCCCGCUCAGCCCAGCCCAAACCUAAACAUGGGAAACAGGCCUGGCCCACUUUUUUACGUAAAAACAGGCCGGGCUUUUCGGAAUAGACUUUUCUGGAACUUUUUGGCUUGCCCGACCUAUAUUUUGCUCAGGCCAUGCCCAGUCACAAUUUUCUACGUGGAAACUGGUCUGGCUUUUUAGAGACUUCCGAGACCGGCCCGACCUAAAUUAGGCUCAAGCUCGGCCCGUUCUCUAUGUCUAGCCCAGACCAACCAAUCCCGGCUUAUUCCAGCCCAGCUUAGCCCAGCCCAGCUCAGCCCAGCCCAGCCCAGCCCAGCCCAGACCAGCCAAACUCAACCCAGCCCCAGCUGCAGCCUCACCCUUAUCCUACUCUCUAGCAUCAGCCCCAGCCAAUUCUGGUUCCCAUUCUGCGUCCUGUGAUACAGUAAUCUGA